Molecule: messenger RNA, 3397 nt
Organism: Phycodurus eques (leafy seadragon)
Lineage: Eukaryota; Metazoa; Chordata; Actinopteri; Syngnathiformes; Syngnathidae
Gene: shc3
Product: SHC (Src homology 2 domain containing) transforming protein 3
Exons: 12
Coding region: 484-2397 (637 amino acids)
Biological process (GO): intracellular signal transduction; cell surface receptor protein tyrosine kinase signaling pathway
Cellular component (GO): plasma membrane
Molecular function (GO): receptor tyrosine kinase binding
Source: RefSeq, a predicted model, not a curated record
CAGUGUUCAGCAAGCCUUUUGUUGAGAAGGUUUUCUCACACCAGUGAGUCAUGCUCCAGCUCUGAGCCGGCAGCAGCUAGGAAGGAAGGCAGCAGCCAGUUCCAUUCUGUUGCCAUCACCUUCAACGCCAUUUGUAGAUUUUUGCUUGUUUUUGCCUGGCUAGAAAUCAUCAUCAUCAUCGUUGUCGUUGUAAGCAGCAGCAGCAGCUGAAGCAUCACCACUGGAAACCACAACAGCGACCUCUCCAUCCUCCUCUGCUUCAUUUCCAUGGAUUUCCAGUGUGUUUUUCUCUCCUGGCUGGAUUGAAGCGCCAUAUUUUACCGUUCAGGAAUUGAGAGAGGUGGAUUGUGAUUGCUACGAGGCGUUUGCUGCCACCGCCGCCACGCCUGCUGCUGCCAUGUUACAGGAGAGGGUAAUCAUCGCGGCAAGGAGCCGGGUGGUGCGUGUCGCUUGAGGCGCCGCGAGAGAGCAGAGGCGAAGGGUAUGCUGCACCGCACUAAAUACAACCGCUUCAGGAAUGAGUCGGUGACGUCUGUCGAUGACAUCGUCCACGGCCUGUCCAUGAACCCCAAGGUGUCAGCCAGCCCCGAGACGCCUUACGCUCCCCCGGCCGACGUCCAGCCCUCGGCCGCCUCCAAUGCCGCCGGCGCUUCCGCCGCUGCCGACGAUGGUGGUACGCCCCUGUGCACCCUUAUCAACAAGGUGUCCAACCUGAAGUUCAGCAAUUCAGGCAGCCUGCUUGGCAUUAAAGGUCUGCCAUCUGCAGUCAAGGACCUAGCAGUGGCCAGGCUGCAGGGCGGCGGGGGUUCGGGGUUGAGCCCCGGAGCGGCGACCGCAGGGGCGGCGGCGGCCUGCCUCUCGACGCUGGAGCCUGUUGCAUACGUGAACAAGAAGAGCAGGCUGGAUGAGCUUCCACCCGGCGGGGAGGACUGGAACCCCGGCUGUGGCGGACCGGUGGGCAAACCCUUCAGAGGGUGGCUGCACUCCAGUGAGAAGAUCUCUGGCCCAGGAGUGACAUACAUCGUUAAGUAUCUGGGUUGCAUUGAAGUGCUGCGAUCAAUGAGAUCUUUAGAUUUCACUACACGAUCACAAAUAACAAGGGAGGCCAUCAGCUUUGUUUGUGAGGCUGUUCCGGGGACCAAAGCAGCUCUGCGGAAGCGAAAGCCACCAUCCAAAGCUCUGUCCAACAUCCUGGGGAAGAGCAAUCUGCAGUUUGCCGGCAUGUCCAUCAACCUAAACAUCUCCACCAGUAGCCUCAACCUUAUGACGCCGGACUGCAAACAGAUCAUAGCCAACCAUCACAUGCAGUCCAUCUCCUUCGCAUCCGGUGGAGACCCUGACACCACUGACUUUGUGGCCUAUGUGGCAAAGGAUCCUGUUAACAGAAGAGCCUGCCACAUCCUGGAGUGCUCGGACGCGAUGGCCCAGGACGUCAUCAGCACCAUUGGCCAGGCCUUCGACCUUCGCUUCCAGCAGUACCUGCAGUGUCCUUCCAGCAAGCCUUCCUCCACGCACGACAGGGUGUUCAACGUGGAGGAGUUGCCGUGGACGGAGGAGGAGGAGGAAGAGUCCACGGAGCAUCCGUACUACAACAACAUCCCCGGGAAGGUGCCGCCACCUGGAGGCUUCAUCGACACGCGGCUGUCCAAUCAGAAUGCGCCCUCAGAUGGAAGCCAGGGGAGCUCAAACUCUGCGGAUCAGAACUAUUACCAAGGGCGACAUUGUGGAGAAAACUGGACAGAGGAGAGAAAGUCCAUUUUCAUACAACAAGGGUCCUUGGAUAUAAGCCGUGAGAGCAAAGGUCCGGCGACAAAAGCAGGCGAGAUGCCCACGUACAUGAACACCCAGCAGAUCGACGAGCAGGUGCUGGCGGCGCUGCAGGCUGAGGCGGAGCAAAUGGCUAAGGGCAUGGCGGCCGCGGCCGGGGAAAACCCUCAGACAGAUCUGUUUGACAUGACAGAACCCUUCGAGGACGCCAUCCAGUCGCAGCCACAAGCGCCUUCACAAAUAUCAGCCCUGCACAAGGCCACGUCAGUGGACAACUCCAGUCCGCUUCUGGCCCGCUCCAUCGCCUUCCGGGCACAGGAGGAGCUGGAAGGCCAGGCGUGGUACCGCGGCAAGAUGAGCCGGCGCGAUGCGGAAAAGCUGCUGAACGACGACGGUGACUUCCUGGUGCGCAAGAGCGCCACCAACCCGGGCUCGUACGUGCUGACCGGCAUGCACAACGGGAUGGCCAAGCACCUGUUGUUGGUGGACCCCGAGGGCACGGUUCGGACGAAAGAUCACGUGUUCGACAGCAUUAGCCACAUGAUCGGCCACCACCGCGACAACAACCUGCCGAUCGUUUCAGCCGGGAGUGAACUGUGUCUGCUGCAGCCGGUCGUAUGGAAGCAGUGACGCGCCGCCCGCCGCGCCCGCCGCGCCCCACAAGGAAACUGGAAGCUCCGAACUUUCCUACCUGCCAUCUCACAAACUUGAAGCGUGAGGGAAGCUGCUGAAAAAAAACCAAGUCGAUACCGCCUGGGGAAAAAAGUAACAUUUAUAAUAGAACUGUUAUUUUAUCGUGAUGACUGAAAUGCUAUAUUUUUGUGAAGACUUGUAGGACACACAUGAUAUCUUGAUUUGAUGUUUCAAAACGAUAAUACGUUCUUGUAGUUUCGACAAAUCAAGCCUCGACGAGGUGUGGACCAGAGUAUUUUAGAGUAUGAAAGCUACAAAUAUUCCUUUUUGUCUGUCAAGCACAAUUUCUACAUUUCUACUGCUAUACAAAAAAAUGCCAGAGCCCCAAACACAAAAGUUGUUUAUAAAGGAGGGAAAAUGUCGCUUUGUCGUAGUCGGAAUGCUCGCGCGCAUCCUUUAUCGUGCUCUCCGUGGCUUAAAGAUUGUUAUUUUCAAAUUGUUACCUUGCGACAAAGGAGGAAUGGCCACGUUGAAAAGACAAACAUAUGUUUUUAAAAAGAGAAAACAGUUGUAAUAUUACCAGCCUUUGUAAAAUCAUUCCAUUUUCAGAAAAAUAAGUCUGUGUUUUGACUAUAAAAAAGUUACAUUACAAACUAAACGCUUAUUCUUUUAUUCUUUUAUUCUUUUUCUUGAAUAUUACAAAGUCAAUGGUAUGACUUUAUUAAUGCAACAUUAUGUAUUUAAAAAUAUUCACCCCUUUCCUCAUAAAAAUCCUAUUCUCGCUAUAAUAUAAUUAAUUUUUUUUUUUUUAUUAUUAUUAUUAAAUGACAAUUUUUUUUGUAAGGAACUGUAUUUUAUUUAGGUAAUAUUACAAUUUUGUUUGAAGCUAAAAAAAAUUCUCCUAAAAUUCGGACCUUAUUUAUUGAUUUAUUUUUCUUAUUUCCACUGUAUCCUAGCUCUAUGACUUUUGACUCAGAAUAUUGUUUUUUUCUUUUCA